AUGAGAAAACUAUUCUUAGAGAAGUAUUUUCCUGCUUCUAAAGCAGCCUCUGUUCGUAAAGAGAUUAGUGGUAUUCUCCAAUUUACUGGGGAGUCUCUUUAUGAAUAUUGGGAUAGGUAUAAAAAGUUGGUGGCGAGUUUCCCUCACCACAACAUAUCACCAACACUCAUCAUUCAAUAUUUCUAUGAAGGAUUACUUACAGAGCAACGAAAUUUGAUUGACGUGGCUGCUGGUGGUUCACUUACUGAGAAGAUAAUCUCGCAGGCGACUAGUUUGAUCGAUAGUAUGGCUUCGAAUGCUCAACAAUUUUAUACCAGACAGGACUCAAAUGUCAGAAGAGUUAGCAAUAUGGAAGAAACUUCACAGUCAGAGCAACGAAUGAAAAACAUGGAGAAGGUAAUACAAAGGAUGACAACAGUGAUCAUUCCUUCAUAUGAAGAGGAUGCCGAGGUAAAUGUUAUAUUUCCUAAUCAGAGGCCCAGUUAUACUAACAAGCAAGCUGCAGCUUCUAAUCCAUAUGUAAGACAAGGUGGUUUUCAACAAUUCCAGCAACCUCAACAAGUUAAGGAGCGUGAUUCUUCAAGUGAUGACAAGAUCAAUGCGUUAAUGCAAGGCAUGCAAGGUAUUACUUCUAUGUUACAACAAAGCCAACAAAACCAACAAAAGAAUGAUGCAACUAUCAAGGAAUUGCGAAAUCAAGUUGGGCAAUUGGAAACAGACAUGAACAUCAUGAAAUCACAAGCAUCAACACAACUCCCAUCACAACCUUUUGUGAACCCAAGAGAGCACGUCAAUACAAUAACGUUAAGGAGUGGGAGAUAA
Messenger RNA from Papaver somniferum (opium poppy), 822 nucleotides. RefSeq lists its product as uncharacterized. NCBI's taxonomy places the organism in Eukaryota, Viridiplantae, Streptophyta, Magnoliopsida, Ranunculales, Papaveraceae. The transcript is spliced from 2 exons. Bases 1 to 822 code for a protein of 273 amino acids. The record is from RefSeq and is a predicted model, not a curated record.